This is a messenger RNA of Alternaria postmessia, 1299 nucleotides long. RefSeq lists its product as uncharacterized. Lineage: Eukaryota; Fungi; Ascomycota; Dothideomycetes; Pleosporales; Pleosporaceae. The coding region runs from base 1 to 1299 and encodes 432 amino acids. The transcript is spliced from 2 exons. The record is from RefSeq and is a predicted model, not a curated record.
AUGUCUUCGAAGCACUUUCGCAUAAAGGAGCAUAAAGUAGAGGCAUCGCACAUCCGUGGCUGGCCGCGCUCCACAGCUACGAAGCAGGAAGAAGUCCUUCAUCUAGCCGUCAAGCAGUACACACCCCUCAGCAACACCAGCCCCAAACCCGGAGACAUUACUAUCAUCGCAGCGCAUGCAAAUGGAUUUCCAAAAGAACUCUAUGAACCACUAUGGGAUGAGCUCCUAAAGAAGAGCCAGCAACAUGGCUUCGGCAUCAGAGGUAUAUGGAUAGCCGAUGUUGUGCAUCAAGGCUGGAGCAGCGUUUUGAACGAAGAUAAGUUAGGCAACGACCCGGCCUGGCUUGACCACAGCAGAGAUCUCCUGCACAUGGUGAAUCUUUUCCGCGAUGAAAUGCCUCGCCCCAUAAUCGGUGUUGGCCAUAGCAUGGGUGGUUGCCAACUUGCCAAUCUCGCCCUCUUGCAUCCCCGUCUCUUCGAAACCCUGAUCCUCGUCGACCCUGUCAUCCAAGGCCAGGUUUCACUGAACGGCAAUGUUGGGCCAGCUGCUGCAUCAUCAAGACGACGUGAGCUCUGGCCAUCACGAGAAGAAGCCGCGAAGAGUUUCAGCAAGAGCAAGUUUUACCAGGCGUGGGACCCGCGGGUGUUAGACCUAUGGGUGCAGUAUGGAUUAAGAGAUGUACCAACAAAAUUGUUCCCUGAUGCAAAGAAGCCCGAGGUCACCCUGACCACCACGAAGCAUCAGGAGGUCAUGACAUUCCUGCGACCGAACUUGGCUGCCAGACCUGGGGAUAAAGAGCCUUCCUCUGCAGAGUUCACAUUGACCAAUCCGAAGCUUAACAGGAGGACGCAUGCAGACAUGACACCCACCGCCAACCUUCAGUCACCGUUUUACCGAGGCGAAUCCACCAUUGUCUUCAACCAACUACCCUCAAUCCGGCCAUCGGUAUUCUACAUCUUUGGCGAACUUUCAUUCCUGACUGACGACAAAGCCAUUGAGGAUAAGAUGCGCUUGACCGGCUCUGGUGUAAAUGGUAGCGGCGGACGCGCAGAAGGACGGGUAGCAAAUGUCAUGGUGAAAGGUGCAGGGCAUCUGAUACCCAUGGAGAAAGUAGAAGAGAGUGCGGAUCAUAUCAGCAAGUGGGUCAGUCAAGAGAUGAGGAGAUACUGGGAUUGGGAACGCCUAACGGAGGAGGAAUGGGAAGGAAAGCAAGGAGUAGAGAGAACAGUGUUGCCUGAGCGCUUUGUGCAAGAGUUGGAUAGGUUGUUCAAGCCAAAGGAUAGGAAGUCGAAGCUCUGA